UGCCGAGCACACUUCGGUUGGCGUCGCAGCGCGUCGGCAUUUGAAUUAAACGACGCGCCGAAAAGAAAAGUUGUUGCAUUUGUUCGUAUCUAGUUACCAAUGUUUUCGUUUUGUGGAAGUGUCAAAAUUUGUAGUGGACCAGUGCACUAGACUCUGUCAGUAAUUCUUCAAUGCUCGUUCGGAGCAGGUGUGUCGACAGCCUUCAGCUUGGAAAAUAACAAAUAUACAUAUAUUUUUGUGAGAGUUUGUACAUAAUAUAUUUUUUUUUUGGUCGCGUUUUCGGUCGAAUCCCGUUGUUUCGUUUCUAUUGUAUUGUGUCUACUGGGAAAAGUCCCGUUGCUGGAUGCCCGCAAUGAUAUUGUGAUUUUUUUACACACUUACACAUACGCGCACACGCACACACAUACGCAUACGCACGCGCACACACACACAUUCGCAAUGGACAUGCGCAGCUGGCGCAAGGUCCUACUCCAGUGGAUUGGCGAGUGCCAGUUCAUCGAGCCAAACUACAUUAGUUUGGAGCAGUCGGACAUCGAGUCCUUCUACUCGAUCUUCAUUCAAAAGAUCCAGGAGACGGAAACGGUGACGGAGGAGGGGAAGACGGCGCUGCAGGCUCAGCCCAAGGAAUACCGCCCCAUGUUGCAGGAAUUCCUCUCACAAAACUAUACCGAGUUCAAUACUCACCUAGAUGACAGCGGAGACCUGCUGUCUUCGGAUUACCUGUACGUGUACACGCUGUUGUUGCAGUACUCGUGCGUGAAGAAGCCUAGCGUGUUCUUUCACAGCAUCUGCAACAAGCUGCCGGAGCUGACGCAGACUUGCAUCGCAUCCUUCCUUGGAGAGACCGUAGACCGGCUGUUGACUCGCCAAUAUCUACGCCAGUCGAUCGCCAAUGUGGCAGCUAUUUACCGACAGGGGGCUUCCGCCUCAGUCAGCCCAUGUAAUCCCAGCACCAUGCGAAGUCCCGAUCCGAGGGGCGAUGAUGCGCCAUGCUCAUCCUCAUCGUCAUCGUCACAGCCGUCGAGCAGCACGCCACAGUUGCACAAACAUCGCGAACACCUUCGCCUACAGAUUUCUGCCUCCGAAAUGCCACCUCCGCCGACCCCGAAAACGGAGCUACUCGAGCAACGAACCAAGGAGCUGCGCGCUCUUCGUUCCCAACUGGAGAUGGUGCGGUACGAGAAGACCGUGCUGGAAGAGCAGCAAUUGGAGAAAGACGAUCUCAUCAAAGAUCUUAACAGAGAGAAAAUGAUAGCCAAGAUUGAGCUGGAAAAACUGAAGAACGCAAAACUGGCCGAAGAGCAGCAUGAUGACGAGGACUACGUCAGGCCGCAUGAGUAUGAACAUAUGAAGAGCACUCUCUUAAAGGAAAUCGGUCAAAAGGAGGAUGUCAUCACCGAGAUUAGCGAUAAGCUGCAUGAUUUGCGCGCCGAAAAGUCCGGGCUGUCCGAGAGGCUGAAUGCGACGGGAGAAAGAUUGCUGGAGUAUGCGGACCGCAUCCGAGUGCUAGAAAGCCGUGUAGACGACUUGACCCGUAUGCUAUCGUCCAGGGACGAAAGGAUCUCGUCCCUGGAGCUCGAUAAACAGGAAUUGGAUCAGUGUCUUCAGGAAGCGCGCGAGGAGUUGCACAACCGACGCGAGGUCUUAAACUCCUCCUCCGAUUUGCUUAACUGUUCUCUGUCCCCGAAUACCACACCCGAGAAUCUGGCCAGUUCUGUGAUUGACAAGCAGUUACGCGAGAAGGAGCAUGAGAAUGCCGAGCUAAAGGAGGAGCUGCAGAAACGAAACAAUUCCCAGCUGGAGCUAUGCCAGGCCCUGUCAAGUUUCCUGCAGAAGCACAACAUCGAUCACGAGUCUCCGGUAGAAUGGACGUCGUCGUCCCUAUUGUCCAGCAUUGCUGCCAUCGAGAGUAACUUUGCUGAAACGGUGAACAAGAGUGCGCAAAUGAAGGAGGACUGCUACGUUCACGCUGCGCACAUCGAAAAACUACUAGGGAAAUGCGUGUUGUUAUCUGGGACCGUGGAGAGCCAGGAAAAGGAGCUAGAGGAGGCCAAGGCCGCAAUGGUGGAGCUAAUGGACUCGGCUUUGGAAUCGAGCCGUGAAUAUAGCUCUAUGCAGAGGUCUUUUGAUAUGAAGAUAGCCGAUGUAACAUCGAAAAGCAAAGAACAGCAGUUAGACAACGAACGACUUAAUGAAAAAUGUGCUGAGCUUAAUUCGAUGGUUGCCAUCGGGGAUGAACACCUGGCCAAUAUCAAUCUGCAACUAAGAGAGAAAGAAGAGCAGAUGAAAGUUGUGGGCGCUGAAAUCCGGGAUCUGCGUGCAAAGAAUUUAUUACUUGAAAAUAUGCUCAGCGACAUCGCAGAUAAAGGAACUAGUGAGGCAAUCCAUACGCAGAAUUUGCAGCACAACAAUAAGUUUGUGAGAUCGAAGUAUGAUGUGUGCCGAAGAGAACUAAUUGCCCAGAACUCGUUCCAAGAUGAGUUGGCCAGGAUGUUGAAUGUGCCAGACUGGGAGACCAUGAAUUGUCGCAUAGCCCAGUUGAUCGAGAUGCAGGCGGAACAUGAUGAACUCAACUUAGUGUAUGCACGGAAGGAGAAGCAAUUGGAAGAGCUGAGUGCUCAACACGACAAGCUCAUGCAGACCCAUCUGGAGCUUGGUAAGAAAAAGGAGAUCGAACUAAAAGAGAAGAAGGCACAGCUAGAGGAAUUUGAGGAGCAUAACAAGAAUCUUGAUCGUUUCCUGGUCCGCAUCCGUACUCUCUUGGGAGGUAGCAAACGUCGGAGAUCUUCGCUUAACAGCUCAGCGACCUCCGUGGAAUCGGUGCAAAUUGAAAAGCGAUUUGAGGAGAUUGCAACGUUAAUUGAGCGGCAAUUGCAAUCUGCUGAUGCUCUUAAGGAGGAGAUAAGCGAGCUUCAAGCGAAAAACGAUGAGGUCGUUUUGAAUUACAUCAACGGAGUAAAAAAGCGCGAGAGAAUCAUCAAUUCUCUGGAGGACAAGUCCGAAAAACUGAGGAGCACCCUAACAGCGCUAGAGAAAGAAAUCUGCAGCAACAACAAAAAGAUAGCCGAGCUGGAAGAGACUUUAAGCAAGGAGCGCAGCAAUGCGGAAGAAGUGGCACAGAGGUUAGACACAGCGCAGCAGGAAAUAGAAGGCUACCAUGUGGAAGCCACUAGGUUUAUGACCACCAUUAGCGAACGCCUUCAACAAGAUUUCGAUGGCACUAAUAACACCCCCCAACAGCUGGGCACAUGUAUGUCCAAGUUUUUGGAAAUGUAUGACCAGAUGGAGGCGCGGUACCAGGAGUCCUCGUCGUCGGUAGAACAGCUCACUCAAUCUAAGGCACAACUGGAGCAGCAAGUGGAUGAACUGCAAAAGGAGGUUGCUAGUCAGCAGGCUAUUAACAAGGAGUCCUCGUCGUCGGUAGAACAGCUCACCCAAUCGAAGGCACAACUGGAGCAGCAAGUGGCUGCGCUACAGAAAGAGGUUGCUAGUCAGGAGGUUACUAACCUGCGUUCAGGUCCCUUGAUCAAACAGCUAAACGACACCAUCCAAAACCUAGAGAGAGUCAACGCAAAGCUAAGCGAGGACAACUCUGCAUCGCAUACUGCGCGUUUGGAUAUGAGUGAUUCUCUGUUACGAACGCACAAUGAGCUAGAACGUCGCAUAAACAGAGUCGUCCAUCUGGAGGCCACGGAAAGGCGCAUGACCACCGAGUUGUCCGACUGCAAAAGAGAGAUGAAUGAACUGAAAAAGGAACUUAAGUCUUCUGAAGAGAAAUUUGCCCAGAUGAAGCAAAUGUAUGAAGCACAGUUAGAGGCUCUUGAAGUUAUAUGUGACAAGGAGACCGAGGAAAAAGAGGAUUUGCAAAUAAAUCUGAGGGAAACUGAAGAUGUGUAUUUGAAAUCGGAAGAAAAGUACAAAAAACUAGUAAAGACUACUGAAGAUGCGCACGAAAAGGAACUUAAGUCUUCUGAAGAGAAAUUUGCCCAGAUGAAGGAAAUGUAUGAAGCACAGUUAGAGGCUCUGGAAGUUAUAUGUGACAAAGAGACCGAGGAAAAAGAGGAUUUGCAAAUAAGUCUGAGGGAAACUGAAGAUGUGUAUUUGAAAUCGGAAGAAAAGUACAAAAAACUAGUAAUGACUUCUGAAGAUGCGCACGAAAAGCUUUGCAAAGAGCACGAGAAGCGCUGCGGAGAUCUUCAAAAGCUUUGCGAUGAACUGGAAGAGCAAUUGGCUCAAAAGGAACUUACAGACAGCUCUGAACUGCUUAUUACCCAGGCUGAGCUUCAGAAGGAAAAGGAACUGACGGCUGACCUCAAGGAGCAGCUUGACAAAAAUGCAGAGGAAAUUAAGAGUCUGCAGGAGUCCCAGCUGCAGGAGCAAGAACUCGUGGAUCAGCUUAAAGCAGACUUUGACAUGAAACAGAUGGAGCUAAGCAAAGUGAGGAACGAACUCGAAAGCUGUUUACUUAUCUCGACCGAACUAGAAGAAGCGCAAGUCAAGGCCAAGGAGGAACUGCUAUGUCUGCAGAUAAAGCUAGAGGAAGAACGCAACCUUGUAGGUAGCCUGAAAGUGGAGCUGGAGAAGAAGCAGGCAGAUCUGGAUGGGCUUAAGACGGCCCUUGAGACUCAGACCAAAAUUUCAGAUACUAGGGAGGGUCAAGAGAAAGCUGCACUGCGAGAGGUCUUCCUGGCUAAGGAGCGCUUAGUGAAGGCAGAGCGUGAGUUCGAAGUGAAUCUGGCCACGCUUGAAGACCAGAUCGAAACAUUGGAGGAGCGCCACAUCCAGACGGAAGCUGAGCGCGCAAAUGCCUACGAACGGAUCAAUAUGUUGGAAGCGCGUUGUCUAGAAAAGGAUGACACAAUCCGUACACUGCAAGGGCAAAUCGUAAGGGUCGAGCACUUGCAGCAUCAGCUACAAUCGGAGAUGGGUAGCCACAACUCGGUGGUGGAACAACUUAACCGAGAGUUGGCAGAGAAAGCUAGUGAGCUUUUGGAUGUGCAGAAUCGCCUGGAGAUAGAAAUAGCGGAGCGUAACCAGGCCAAUGAACAACUAGCCCACAUCUCCAAUAGACCUGAGGUAAUCGAACUGCAGCAUCGUUUGGAAGCGGAGACUGCCGAGCGUAUAGAGGCCGAGAAAAAGCUGGCUGAGGUCACCGACCGGUUAGACGAAGUUGUCCAGGAGUUGGACGGCACUCGGCUCGAGCAUGGCGCCCAGAAACUCAAGCUGGAGGAGAGGGCUCGUGAAGCUGAGCAAAACCAUGACGAGUUGACGGAACGCCUCGGAUACUAUAAGGAGCGCCUGGAUUCUCUUGAACGGCAUCUUGCCGCCUGCAACGAAGAGUUGGCCGAUCUUCAGUCCGGCCGGGCUAAACUGACGGAGGCUACGCCAGAUCUUGGCGCCACAUAUAGCACGGCUGAUGAACAGCAUCUCGAGUCGGAUCAGAAGGCGCGGAACAACAAGCUGGUGCUAGACUGCCAGAUACUGCAGGCGAAGUAUCGCGAUGCCAAGGAUGAGAUUCAGCGCGGCGAGCAGAAGAUAAAGGACCAGCGUCUGGAGAUGGAGGGCAAGCUGGACAAGAUGAAAAACAAGAUGCGCUCCUUGUACACGGCCGAGGUGACGCGCAUGAAGGAGAAGCAGGAACGGGACGCGUCCAAGAGCGCGGCGGAGCUGGAGGCACUCACCGCCCAGAAUGCCAAAUACGAAGAGCACACACGCAAGCUGUCCAACCAGAUCGUGCGGUUGAACGAGAAGAUCCUGGAGCAGCAGAAGCAGCAUGCUAUCACUAGCACCAAGCUGCGCCACCUGCAAAUGCAACCCAUUAGCGAAACGAAACCAUCCGCCGCCACACCGCUCACCGUUUCGUCCAGUUCGUCGGCGGCGAACGAUGACUGGCAGCCCUUCAAGCGGCCCAAUGUGCCGUCCUCCAAUCUGGCCAUGGAAGAUGAAGAGGGCGAGGUCUUUAACAACACUUACCUGACGGAUCUAAAGUUGGGCCGUGUUCCGGCAGACAUGACAGCCGAGGAGCUGAUUUAUCGGAAUUCGUUGCAACCGCCGCAUCUGAAGAGUACUUAUGCUGCCCAGUACGAUUUGUGCAGCCAGGACGAAGAUCUCAAAGACGGACCACACAGUCUGGAUGACAGCAUGAGUGCUCUGCUAAGCUCUUCGAGCACCGGAGCGCGCAAGAAAUCCAUGGGCACCCACUAUAAACGCCCAGGACCGCCCACACCGAGCAAGAACGGCGGCCGUUUGUCGUUCGGCAGCUCGGAGCCGCCACGCGAGAUUCUGCGUGAAUUCGGCGAUCAUAACAAUACCUCCAAGACGCCGGCGCGCUUCAAGUUCCUGACGCAGCGAUUCAGCGUUGGCAGCAGCGGUUUGCCCCGGGACGAGCUGCCGCGGCGCAAGCGGCCGAAUCUCCUGACCGGUAUACACCGCCGUAAGCUGCGCCAGGCGGUGGACUUCUUUUGUACAUCAACGCCACGCAAAAGCCGCUCCUACUACGAUCAGCAGCGUCUGAUUCGCGCCAGCGAUGCGGACAAAUCAAAGGCUGAUGAAACCGAAGAGGAAGUGCUUCAAGUGGAUGCAGAAGGUGUACCCGAGUUAGAACCUCACGAAGACGCCGACCAACAGGGCACUCCGCACCUGUCCACUGCCGCAUUGCUGGCCCUGACCAAGGGCAACACCCGUCGUCUUACUGGCCCAGCUAAACCGAAAAAGGGACGCGUUUCACUGUCCCUUCAUGGCAACAUUUUUGCCAAGAGCCGGCCAGCGGCGUUCGUGGCCGGGAAGAGGGUGCAGCUGCGCCGGAAGUUGCGUCGUGAGCGGAUGGGCCGCUUCGAUGAGGCGCGUCACCUGGACCAGGUGCGGCUAUCAUACUCUGCCCAGACGCCCACGUCGGCCGAGAAUAACAAUUACAGUCUGCACAAUCGCAAUGAGGAGCAUCUGCCCAGCCAGAUCCUGAUGGGCAAGACGAUGGUGCUAGAGGGCAAGAGGCGACUGAGUCCGGUCGUGUCCACCACAUUCAACGUGGCGGAGCACAGCAGGACUUCGCAGCUGCAGCAACAGUUUGAGCACGAAAACUGUGCCACCUGGGCGGUGCUAGAUGGCGAGAGUGUGCUGGAGGAGACCCAGGACGACUGGCAUUUCGAGCAGCUGUGCAGGGAGACGGAAUCCACGGCACCCUUUCAACUGCAGCCGCUGGACUACAAGCCCAUCGAAGAGCCAGUUGAACCCAAAUUCCCCCAACUGGUGGCCUCUUGCAGCAAUAUCACCGCGAAUAGCUGCGCCACCAACAUGACCAGCGCCUCAUCUUGUACGCUCUAUUCGAUGGGCAGUGUGCACAUGCAGCCGCUGCCCUCGGUCAACAUCACCUAUGUCCAGUCGCGACCGGACACGCAACUGCGCAGGCCGACGCGCCACCGCUCGCUGAUGACUCAUUGCCGGCAGUUCCUGCGCCAUCUGAGUCUCGGCGAGCGAUUGAUCGUGGGCUUCGCAUUGCUGGUCAUGGUGGGGCUUGCCUCGCAACUGGCGGACAAACUGGUGCUGGCGAUCACUGGCGUCUUGGCGGGAAUGGGGCUCGUCCUCCUCACCUAUUCGUGCAACGGCCUCAAUCAGAAGCGCAAGCCAAAGCAAUGGGAAUCGCACAAAUCUUACUACUGAUCUAUGAUGUACGCGUUCGUUCGUGUGCAACUAUGUAACUAUGUCCACUUGUUCCUUUACAGAACUCGCCGCCCAAGAGACGCCUCAGCAACAUGUUCAAGCGCAAGUAGGCGUGGUCGCAUUCGCAGGCGCAGUCGCAGUCGCAGCAUUAUAUAUAUACACCCCUUUCCUGUACAUCAUUCAGAACCUGAAUUCUUCGCUUAUUAUUUAUGUUGACCUUUUUUUUUGUACAUCAGUAGAUUAGAUCUGGACGUAGAGAGUAAGGUUUAAGUAUGCAUAUGUUGCAUCGAUACGAACUUAUGAAAACAAAUAGAAUUAUAUGUAAAAUAUGUAAUUCACGAAA
This is a messenger RNA of Drosophila teissieri, 7999 nucleotides long. RefSeq names its product early endosome antigen 1 (gene mud). Lineage: Eukaryota; Metazoa; Arthropoda; Insecta; Diptera; Drosophilidae. The record is from RefSeq and is a predicted model, not a curated record. The transcript is spliced from 12 exons. The coding region runs from base 439 to 7656 and encodes 2405 amino acids.